This is a messenger RNA of Eurytemora carolleeae, 967 nucleotides long. RefSeq names its product aquaporin-9. The record is from RefSeq and is a predicted model, not a curated record. Gene Ontology annotation, cellular component: plasma membrane. The transcript has 12 exons. NCBI's taxonomy places the organism in Eukaryota, Metazoa, Arthropoda, Copepoda, Calanoida, Temoridae. Bases 59 to 967 code for a protein of 302 amino acids. Gene Ontology annotation, biological process: glycerol transmembrane transport. Gene Ontology annotation, molecular function: glycerol channel activity.
AUGAAUAUUCUAUUCUCUUCAGAUACCCAAAGCAAUCUGAGGACUGUUGGUAUGAAAAAUGGAGCUCAAGAAAAACAACAACACCAACAUCAACAAUAUUGUUGUUGACAACUUACCUGUUCAAAUAAUCGAGAACAAAACAAAAAUAACCUUCAAAGAACUUUUUAAACCAAAAGAAUUUCUAGGAGAACUUUUAGGAACUUUUAUUUUAACUGUGGUCACAAAGGGAGCUGUGAUAAGUUUAGCUGUUGGUAUAUAUCACGGUGAACUAACUACUUCCUCUGCACAUUUACCUGGCUGUCUUGCCAGUGGGUUGGCAGUUAUGAUGGCUAUUUUAGUGACCGGGGGGGCUAGUGGAGCUCAAACAAAUCCAGCUGUAUCAGUCACACUUUGGGCAGCAGGUAAAUUAUCCUGGACAGAUUUGCCCGCAUAUUUAGCUGGGCAAUAUAUUGGAGCAGGACUAGGGGCUGGAUUCAUUCUUUUAAACUUCAGGGAGAGUAUAGAUGGCGUUGGUCCUGAAUGUAUCACAAGCUUUCCUGAUCUAGCCAUAACACCCUUCCAUCUGGUUUUCGAUCAAUUUCUGGCAACUUUCCUUCUUCUAUCAAUUGUUCUAUCAGUCGAUGAUCAGGAGCAUUCGCCCCCUGGACUUCUUGUGGGCCUCUCUGUUGCAGGAAUUGGUUUAGCACUUGGCAGGAAUGCCGGGGCUAGUAUGAAUCCUGCUCUAGAUUUUAUGCCCAGACUAGUUGCUGCAAUUUGGGACAGCGUUGACAAGAUGGAAUUAGAUAGUGAUCCCUUUACUCCUAGACAACCUGCAUUUUCAGCCCGGAAGUGGGAUAAGACGGAAGAUGAAACCUGUGACCCAAGGAAGGGAGAGAUGGGUCAAACUAACCUCUCAUUUAUCCCAGAUGUGGAGAAAUCUACACAUUUUGACGGAACCAUUUGUCAUAGGAUGGCAACAUUCUAUUAA